CUAACACGCUUCACGAAGCAAGAGGCACAUUGACCCCUCGUUGCCGACAAAGAUAGACCACGCAGCAGAGCCGGAGACAGGGUUUGGGUACGAGACGAGAGCAGGCGUCGGGGUCGCGAGCGCGCGUCGGGCGGGGGUCACAUGAUACGGUAACCCAGACAGCGCUGCUGCGAGGGCGGGUCGCAUGCGCACAGUCGGCCGCGACGCCCUCUUCCCGUCUUCACUCGCGCAUCUCUUUCUCUCUCGUUGCUCAACGCCAUUCCCACCGUGAUGCACGCCCUCUCAUGACCGCCAAAAACCACACGAUCGACCUUCCUGAGAUUCCAUCCCUCCAGGUGCCAGAACCUUCCGACUGCGCCUCCUCGUCUUCUCUUCGGCCCUCCAGCAUGGCUUCCCAGCCACUGCGCUAUUCUUCGUACGCGUCGCAGGACACCUUCCUCUCCCCACCUCCAGACUCGAACGGGGUCUCCGCUGAGGAGAACCAGCUCGCCACGACCUCACAUUCAUUGUCUCCCAACUCCACGCUGAGGAAAUCCAUCUCCGUCGACUCUUUUGUCGGCUCCAAGCCUCCUCCUCAAGCCUCACGCGCUACUCGAGGCAACACGAUGUCUUCGAACCUUGCUUAUCCCCGUGAGGCCCGUCUGCGCCUUUCACAGUCGGGUCAAGCAGGGGAUCCGAUGCCUAGCACCUCCCGCAUGCCCACAAAAGAGCGCGAAAGGCGCGGCGCUCCUCCGCCUUUCAUACCGUCGCAAUCUAGAGGGACAAGUUCCGGUGCUACUACGGACGCGCGCGAUCAUUCCUACUUUCUUGAUGAGUCCGACAUGGAGCGCUCAGAAGACCUGUCCAGGCGCGCACGAAAGAGCAAGACAGCGUCCAAUCAGGCCAUACCUCCGCCGGGCGAACUGGGACUACCAUCGCGAUUGCAGACCAUGAGCUCGUUCCCUAACAUCAAUGCGAAUCACCCGCCUGCUCCGAUCAUCCCUGCAAGGAGCAGUAGCCUGAGCCACAAGAUGGCAAAACAAAAGUCGCCCAUGUCUCUUGAUACCCAUAUACCCCCGCCUCCACAAUCACCUCAGAUAUCUAUUGCCGUCAUCGGCGCCGCGGGAUGCGGCAAGUCAACUGUCAUACGGAAAGGUCUGAAGGCGUACAAGCUGUCUGAAUCUACCACGUCCAGCUUCUCUGCUGGCCCCACGGCCACCGACGAUGAUGUCCAAAUACCUUACACCCGCUGGAAUGGGAAGAUCUCAGCCGGCCAUAAUUCUCCAGAUUACCUGCUUCGAAUACUCGAAGUCGACAUCUCGGCGUUGGAUCUGAGUCAGAGUGGCGCAAAAUAUUGGGAACGGCCUUCAUUAAAUGGGAUCAUUGUUUGUUAUGAUGCGGCACGCGAGGAGUCCUUUCAGCACGUUGCGGAUGGCCUGCGUGAAUUUGCACACCUCAAACUUCCGACCAUAGUACUUGCCUGCAAAUCAGACCUGCCAUUGCAUGUUGAUCCCAAACGCGCCGCGAGAGUGCUACAGCAAUAUGACGUAGGUCUCAUCGAAGUUGCGACAACGAAUCCUGCAGGUAAGGACAAAAUACGGACAGCAUUUGAGUGGAUUUUCAAAGCGAUAUUUCGCGAAGACCCCUGAAAACGCUCGAAGUGAACGCGAUGAAUACCGCAAUCCCGCCUCGCCCUCCGUUCUCGUCUCCUCACCAUCAUGGGAUGACUCACGCGCUUCAUCUGCCACGCCCACGGCUGCAUCCAUCGCCCCGACGCAAUCACAACCUACACAACCAUCAACGCAGCCUGAACCAGCCAGCCAGCCACAAACAUUGUCACAGUUUGUACUACCGCCUCCCUCACAGUCAAUUCAUUUAUCGUCGCCUACAUCUCCAUCUACCCCGCGGACAGCAACUACUCCAACUUCACCAACCCGUGCACGAUCAACGAGUGAUUUGCUUUCCGUGCAUGAGCAGUCAAGACGACAGGAACGAGAACAACAUUCGAUCGGCAGGAAUGGUGGUUCCCCGACGGUGAGAAGCAAGGGG
Laetiporus sulphureus 93-53 is the source of this 2028-nucleotide messenger RNA. RefSeq lists its product as uncharacterized. The transcript has 5 exons. The record is from RefSeq and is a predicted model, not a curated record. The coding region runs from base 285 to 1628 and encodes 447 amino acids. Lineage: Eukaryota; Fungi; Basidiomycota; Agaricomycetes; Polyporales; Laetiporaceae.